Aureobasidium uvarum is the source of this 1713-nucleotide messenger RNA. The record is from the annotation of a GenBank genome assembly. NCBI's taxonomy places the organism in Eukaryota, Fungi, Ascomycota, Dothideomycetes, Dothideales, Saccotheciaceae.
AUGACCGAUUAUGAUCUAGUUGUUAUCGGGGCAGGAUGGUACGGCCUCGCCGUCGCUGCCACAUAUUUGCAAGUACACCCUUGUGCUCACUUCAUUGUCCUCGAGGCACAGUCCACUAUCGGUGGAGUAUGGAGUCAAGGACGUCAAUACCCGGAUCUGAAAUCCAACAAUAUGCUCGGCACAUAUGAAUACCCUGAUUUCCCGAUGGACACCGAGACCUAUGGCGUCAAAGCUGGUGAACAUAUUCCUGGGCAUGUCAUCCAUCGAUACCUGAGUGAUUACGCAAAGAAGUCUGGAGUGUUUUCGCGCACCAGAUUCGACAUCAGAGUAUUGGAAGUCUCAAAAGCAAGCAGUGGUGGAAGCUGGACACUGAAAACUGACAACAAUGACUUGACCAAUUUGUCAACGAAGAAACUGGUUAUAGCUACAGGUCUAACCUCUACACCGUUCAUCCCCUCCUUCGCUGGUUCAGAUGACUUCGAGAAGUCUGGCUUACUCAUCCACUCGCGCGAGUUUCCUCAACACACUAAAGCACUCUUUUCAAAAAACACUACAGUCACAGUUCUGGGUGGCUCAAAAUCAGCUUGGGAUGUCGCUUACGCUUGCGCAACUCGUAGUGUACCUGUCAACCUUGUCAUUCGCUCUUCGGGUCAAGGACCGACAUGGAUGGCGCCCNCCUAUGUAACUCCUGUCAAGGCAUGGUUGGAGAAACUAGUCCACCGCCGUUUUCUCACUUGGUUAUCUCCAUGUAUCUGGGGCGAUGAAGAUGGCUUUGUCUCGACAAGGAGCUUUNUGCAUGGCUCUUGGCUAGGUAAGAAGAUUGUAGAUGCAUUUUGGUGGGUGCUCAGCACGGAUGCGAGUACGUUGAUGGGCUAUGACAAGCAUCAAGAAACGGCAAAGUUGAAGCCAUGGCAAUCAGCCUUCUGGACGGGGAGUGGACUGGGCAUUCUGAAUUUCGAAGGCGAUUUCUUGGGACUGGUGAGGGACGGCAAGAUCAAAGUGUACAUUGCGGAUGUUGCGGAACUGGGAGAAAACACCGUAUCACUCAGUGAUGGCACUCGACUGAUCACAAAUGCGAUUGUGUGCGCUACAGGAUGGAAAGCACGACCACCGAUGAGGUUCCUACCACAAGGACUAGACGCCGCACUCGGACUUCCAUGCAGUGAGCCCCUAUCUUCAUCCUCGACAGCCGACUUUGAAGCAGCAGAUAAAGAGAUCCUGUCGCGCUUCCCUCGCCUACAAAAACAGCCAAGCACGCCUAUACCAGGCGGCGACACUACUGCCGACGCAACAUCCCGACCCUUCACUUUGUACCGCUUCAUGGCUCCCCCAUCGGAUAUAACCUCAGACCCGGCCAUCGCCUUCGCAGGCAUGAUAACAACAAUCUCCACCCCGCUCUGCGCUUCCCUCCAAGCUUUGUGGAUAACCGCCUACCUCUCCUCUUCCCUCUCUCGUGUUCCCAUUUCUUCCUCAGAUGCUCAGAAAACAGCACUCCUCCACUCGCGAUUCGGGCGCUGGAGAUAUCCUUGCGGCUAUGGUGGCAGAUUUCCUGAUUUUGUGUUUGACGCUGUGCCGUAUUUGGAUAUGUUGUUGAGAGAUUUGGGAUUGGAGUAUAGGAGAAAGCGUGGGUGGUUGAAGGAGGUAUUUGAGGCGUAUAGACCUGAGGACUAUGCUGGUGUUGUCGAGGAGUGGAUGGAGACGAAGGAGAUAUAA